Trichoderma aggressivum f. europaeum is the source of this 1503-nucleotide messenger RNA. RefSeq lists its product as uncharacterized. Gene Ontology annotation, molecular function: hydrolase activity, acting on carbon-nitrogen (but not peptide) bonds. The coding region runs from base 1 to 1503 and encodes 500 amino acids. The transcript has 4 exons. The record is from RefSeq and is a predicted model, not a curated record. NCBI's taxonomy places the organism in Eukaryota, Fungi, Ascomycota, Sordariomycetes, Hypocreales, Hypocreaceae.
AUGUCAGCUCCAUCAAUCCUCCUCCGCAAUGCCACCAUCUUGGUGCCAGGCACAACAGAAAGCAAAGCUGUUGCAGCUCUUCGAAAUCACUCACUGCUCGUCGAAGGAAACAAGAUUGUUCGCAUUGAGACUCAUAUUGAUGCCCCGUCUGAUAAGACGCAAGUAAUCGACUGCACUGGCAAGAUCGUGUCUCCUGGAUUCAUUGAUACGCAUCACCAUGUGUGGCAGACGCAGCUCAAGGGGCGACAUGCGGACCAUACCUUGCUUGAGUACGUACCUACUGGCAAUAUGCAAUCAUCCAACUACACUCCUGAAGACAUCUUUUGGGGAGAGCUGGGAGGCUGUCUCGAAGCAUUGAACGCGGGUACGACCACAGUUGUGGAUCACGCACACAUGAACUACUCACCAGCUCACAACACAAAUGCCAUCGCCGCAGCUGCCUCCUCAGGAAUUCGCUCCACCUUCUGCUACGCACCCACCACAAGAGUAAAAGAAUGGGAGCCCGAAAUCACCGUGGACACGGAUUUUCUACCAAGCUGGGCGGUCGAACAGGUCGAGGAGCUCAUCAAGGCUGGCCCGUACGGCGAUGGGCGAGUUAGCGUUGGGCUGGCAUUUGACGCCUUGUUCCUCCCGAAGGAGACUGUCACGGAUCUGUAUCAGCGGUGUCGACAAGCCGGAGCCAAGGUCAUUACUUCUCACUACUGUCGCGGUGCAAUUUUCGGCCAACAUUCGAUUGUGGAUAUGCUCGAGGGUCAUGGAGUUCUUGGUCCAGACAUUCUUCUCUCUCAUGCAACCAACCUCACAGACGCUGACGCCAAGAAGCUUACUGAAGUCAAGGCCAGCAUCUCAUCAACGCCAGAUACUGAGAUCCAGAUGGGUCUAGGAUAUCCAGUCUGCUUCCGCGACGACACCAAGUCCAUCAGCUCCCUCGGCGUCGACUGCCACAGCAACAACGGAUCCAGUCUGAUUAACCAAAUGCGACUCGGUCUGCAAGCAGAGCGCGGACUCCGCAACUCCGCUCUCAUCGAGGCCGGAAAAGCCCCCAAACACCUCGCCUUGUCUGUCCAAGAAGUCUUCCGCCUGGGAACCAUCGGUGGCGCCAGAGCUAUCGGCAUGGAAGAUCAGCUCGGGUCCCUUGAACAAGGCAAGCUCGCCGACAUUGUCGUUUUCGACAGCCUCACUCCUGGGAUGAUUUGCGCUUCCGAGGAAGCUCCCGUGGCUGCAGUUGUGUUGCACUCUUCCAUUGCAGAUAUCGAGACGGUCAUUGUGAACGGAAGGAUUGUGAAGCAGCGUGGAAGCCUUGUCCCUGUUGAUCUUGAUCUUUCACUGUCAGAUUUGAAGCCUGCCAAGACGCGAUUGGAGUGGCCUGAUAUCGCGCAAGAGCUGCUGAAGAGUCGCCGGCGGGUGAUUGAGGCGGGCAAAAAGUCUUGGGGAGGCGAUAUGGAGAAGGCGUUGGAUGGAGUGACCAAGUCGUUUUACAUUGAUCCCAAUAACUUGGCCUGA